Polyodon spathula (Mississippi paddlefish) is the source of this 1921-nucleotide messenger RNA. RefSeq names its product F-box protein 16 (gene fbxo16). The transcript has 9 exons. The coding region runs from base 136 to 1272 and encodes 378 amino acids. The record is from RefSeq and is a predicted model, not a curated record. Gene Ontology annotation, molecular function: protein binding. NCBI's taxonomy places the organism in Eukaryota, Metazoa, Chordata, Actinopteri, Acipenseriformes, Polyodontidae.
AUCAACAAAGCGAAAGGGCGUCGUUUUCGUCGUCCAUGGAUACGCACAGUUGGAAUUGGUUUGCUGGGUGGCGACAGUACUAAAAUAAGCUCCUGUUUCAUUCUUGAAACACAAGUCCCCCUAUUGGGAAAUAAAAUGGCCUUUGCCCCGAGGACCACAAAUGGAUCAAAGAUGCAGACAAAGAUGAGCACUUGGACACCCUUAAACCACCAGCAGUCCAAUGAUCAGGUUUUUGACGAAAGGAAGAAUCUGCUUGGCAAAUGGUUUGAUAAGUGGACAGACUCACAGCGGAAACAGAUCCUGCUAGAUCUCCUUGGAAGGUGUUCAACAGCUCAACUGCGCUUUGUCUGCAGGAACCUCCAGAGUCGAGUCCCAGAAGUGGCUCUUGAUUUCACCACUGUACUGCCCAGAGUGCUGGCACUCUAUAUAUUCUCCUUUCUUGAUCCCCGCAGCCUCUGCAGGUGUGCUCAGGUGAGCUGGCACUGGAGGUACCUGAUAGAAUUGGAUCAGCUGUGGAUGCCCAAGUGCCUGCGGUUUGGGUGGUGGAUAACCUUCUCACCUACUUCUUUCGAGCAGGGAGUCUGGAAGAGGCACUACAUUGAAAUGGUUCGGGAGCUGCAUGUCACCAGACCAAAGACUCCCCAAAAGACAGAGUUUAUUGUUCCAGAAGUCGAGCCAAUCCGAAAGGAUGUCUUUGACUUGAAGCUGAGUCACUCCUCUCUGUCCCAGUUGGUGCCCUUAUCCCAGAGGGGAACUUUUGGGAAAGCAUAUAGGAUGCUGGGGAAAGGGCUUCCACCAUGGAAGUCCUCUGACAAGCACCCGACUGACACCCUGCGUUUCAACUACCUUGACAACUUCGACCCCCUCGAACAGGCGCACCAAGGACAAAACAAAGGCAAGGGGAUUAAUCCCGAUCUCAGCAAAAUGGAACAUGAAAGGAAGAAGCCACCCUCCACCAUAACCUACAAACUACGCAGAGCAAAGUCACUUAUGUUACUGAAUUCUAGUCCGCAAAUGCCAAGCCGUCCCACAUGGGCAACAAAUGAAUCCACAGCAUACCCUGUAACCAAGGCAACUGUAAAGACUCUUGCACAGACCACUGAGUGGAAUGCUGGAAUACGACCAGGGCCUUUUCGACCUCCAGUCCUCAAGAUGAGCAAGAAGGAAAAGAAGGCCUCACAGGACACACAGAGAAGUUUUCCCUCAGCACCGCUGUUUGAGAGCAAGCCAUGGCAAGUACUUCACUCAGAACAUGGAUCAGAUCAAGAAUAACAACCAGGCACGUAGAAGAGUUUUCCCUCCUGGUAGGCUUGAGGACUAUAAUUAAAAUGCCAAUAAUAAUGUGGCUACAGAGGUACCCAGUAUUUACAUAUUUUUCUUUUCUUGACAUUCAUCAGGUAGACAAUAUUUCUUAGCGUGGUAAAACACUUGUAUUGAGAAUUAUUUUAAUAUAUAGUACAUUGGGCCUACAUAUGCAUAUUUUCAAGGGGUAAUAAUAUCAAUGUGAAUUGUUAAAACAUAUUUUGGAACCACUGUAUAUUCUGUAAAACACACAGUAGCUAGUGGAUACUUCUCUCCAGACCAAAAAGUAUCCCUGAUUAGUAAACUAUACAGAACACUAUAUACUUAAAAAUGUGUUAAUUUAAUUGUUAACAAAUAUUCCAUCACCAUGUUCACAAACUCCUGUGCAACCUUUGCACCAGUUGUUAUUAAAACAUACAAAAUAAUGUGCUUAUACAUACAUUCUGUUAUUAAUGUAAAGCUGGGUUGUUUCUUAAUAAUUGUGAGCUCUUGAUAUAAAGCUUUUGCACAUCAACAAAACCUUAUUAAAUCUGGAAACAGACAACUUGUGUAAUGGGACGGGAAAAUGGAAAUAUGUAAAGUGUAAUCACUUAAUACAAUAAAGUAGCCAUGGAAUCUU